AAUUCCUUAUCAGCUGGACAGCCUUGCACCAAGAUAUUUCCUUCCCAGCAGCCUCCAUUAACUGCUGACACAGUCAGACCAUCUGAUGUAGCAGUGCUUUCCUAUGCUGGACUUAAUGAACAAAGCACUGAGCUGUCCACAGUCUUAUCAAAACUCACAGAGCUGGUGACUCUGUUCAAUCCUGGACUAGUGACUCCCAUCUCAGAAGACAAACGCAUCCCUCAGUUUCUUCAACAUGGCACACUGGUGGACCAAGCAAAUAAAUUGUCCCUUUACUUACAGAGCAACAAGCAGGGCGCUGAUGAGAAUCAAGACUGGAAGUUGGUGCUUCUCUUUGUUCAGCUGGAUCGACUGUGUGCCUGUGAGCAGCAGGAGCAGAUCUCGUCUCUUCUCAAACAGCUGGUUGAGGAGGUAGAUAUUGCUGUGCAGUUGCUCCACUCUCAGCUGAAAAAGACCAUUGUCAGUGUGGCAUUGUGGGAUGGAGGACUAAACACAUUCCAGACAAAGAUGUGCCCAUGCACACACACAUACACCGACGGAGAACUCAAGCUUCAGAGAGCCGUGCUGACUCACACCCUGCAGGAGUUGCUGGAUGAGCUGAUGGUACAGAAACAUUGGUACAGAGACAGAGAUGACUUCACUGUCACUCUUCAGGCGACCCCUCUCAUCAGAGGCCUGUCAUCUACUGGAAAGCCUAUUGGAGAGUUUGAAGCCUCAAAGCGAACUGAUGAACUGAUGCUACAGUUGUGGAAAAACCUGCUUCAGCCCAUUGUCGACCAACAUAUUCCAGACCAUAAGAAAAACAUCCUUACAUUGCAAUGCCCCACUGAGGACCGACCGUUCCUGAGGACAGAAUUUAACACUCCUUCAAGUCACCACAGAAACGCAGACCAUUUCAUUCAGACUCAUACAGGCACAGAGUUGCCCUGUGAAGAUCGCAGUCCUUCAUCCUCCAUUCCUACUUCAGUCCAUGAACUCCGGCCUGCAGAUAUCAAAGUUGUGGCGGCUGUGGGGGAUUCUUUAACAGCAGGGAACGGCAUCGGAUCCAGCCCUAAUGACAUCCUGGAUGUCUUACGUCAGUACCGAGGUUUAUCCUGGUGCAUUGGUGGAGAUGGAGACCUCACAACUGUUACCACUUUACCCAACAUUUUAAAACAUUUUAACCACAAUGUGAAGGGAUACUCGCUUGGUGUCGGUAAUCAGGAUAAUCCACAAGCUUUCCUUAAUCAGGCAGUACCUGGUGCAACAAGCCCGGAUAUACCAUCACAAGUGCGUACCCUGGUAACAAAGAUGAAAAAUGACGUUAAUAUCAACUUUGAAUCAGACUGGAAGCUGAUUACUAUCUUUAUUGGUGGAAAUGACCUUUGUGCAUACUGCGAAAAUAACCUCCUUUACUCAGUGGAAAACUACGUAGGGUUUCUCAAGGAAAGCUUGGACUAUCUCCAAAAAGAGGUUCCCCGAGCUCUGGUGAACCUAGUGGAGCCUCUUUACAUAACUCCACUCAGAGAAAUGCACAUGGACGCAUCGCUGAAUUGUCCAACAUGGCUUGUAAACAUGUUGUGCCCUUGUGUGGUAAUGCCAGAGCCUAACUCUGAAGCUCUUCAAAUACUGGAAACCGUAAACAGAGGAUAUCAGCGUUCUCUGCAUGAACUUAUUGAUUCUGGCCGGUAUGAUACCCAGUCAGACUUCACUGUGGUCAUUCAGCCUUUCCUCAGAGACAUCGCUUUGCCCAGACUGCCAGAUGGACGUCCAGAUCGCUCUUACUUCAGCGCUGACUGCUUUCAUCUCAGCCAGAAAUCCCAAACACUGAUGGCUCGUUCUCUUUGGAACAACAUGCUGGAACCUGUGGGAAGCAAAACCUCCAGCCAGGACUUUAAUUCUGCUUUUGACCUGAAAUGUUCAACAAAUGAUUCCCCCUUUAUUCGGACAUCUAAGAACAGUGAUUACACUUAUUCUGCACCCUCCUCCAAAACUGAUCCUAUUACUAAUCGGGGAAGCGAUUUUUCAUGCAACAUCUUGGCUCCCUCUGACAGUAAACCAACUUCAGCUGACACAGUCAGACCAUCUGAUGUAGCAGUGCUUUCCUAUGUUGGACUUAAUGAAGAAAGCACUGAGCUGUCCACAGUCUUAUCAAAACUCACAGAGCUGGUGACUCUGUUCAAUCCUGGACUAGUGACUCCCAUCUCAGAAGACAAACGCAUCCCUCAGUUUCUUCAACAUGGCACACUGGUGGACCAAGCAAAUGAACUGUCCCUUUACUUACAGAGCAACAAGGGCGCUGAUGAGAAUCAAGACUGGAAGUUGGUGCUUCUCUUUGUUCAGCUGGAUCGACUGUGUGCCUGUGAGCAGCAGGAGCAGAUCUCGUCUCUUCUCAAACAGCUGGUUGAGGAGGUAGAUAUUGCUGUGCAGUUGCUCCACUCUCAGCUGAAAAAGAUCAUUGUCAGUGUGGCAUUGUGGGAUGGAGGACUAAACACAUUCCAGACAAAGAUGUGCCCAUGCACACACACAUACACCGACGGAGAACUCAAGCUUCAGAGAGCCGUGCUGACUCACACCCUGCAGGAGUUGCUGGAUGAGCUGAUGGUACAGAAACAUUGGUACAGAGACAGAGAUGACUUCACUGUCACUCUUCAGGCGACCCCUCUCAUCAGAGGCCUGUCAUCUACUGGAAAGCCUAUUGGAGAGUUUGAAGCCUCAAAGCGAACUGAUGAACUGAUGCUACAGUUGUGGAAAAACCUGCUUCAGCCCAUUGUCGACCAACAUAUUCCAGACCAUAAGAAAAACAUCCCUACAUUGCAAUGCCCCACUGAGGACCGACCGUUCCUGAGGACAGAAUUUAACACUCCUUCAAGUCACCACAGAAACGCAGACCAUUUCAUUCAGACUCAUACAGGCACAGAGUUGCCCUGUGAAGACCGCAGUCCUUCAUCCUCCAUUCCUACUUCAGUCCAUGAACUCCGGCCUGCAGAUAUCAAAGUUGUGGCGGCUGUGGGGGAUUCUUUAACAGCAGGGAACGGCAUCGGAUCCAGCCCUAAUAACGUCCUGGAUGUCUUACGUCAGUACCGAGGUUUAUCCUGGUGCAUUGGUGGAGAUGGAAACCUCACAACUGUUACCACUUUACCCAACAUUUUAAAACAUUUUAACCACAAUGUGACGGGAUACUCGCUUGGUGUCGGUGAUCAGAAUAAUCCACAAGCUUUCCUUAAUCAGGCAGUGCCUGGUGCAAAGAGCAGGGAUAUACCAUCACAAGUGCGUACCCUGGUAACAAAGAUGAAAAAUGACAAUAUCAACUUUGAAUCAGACUGGAAGCUGAUUACUAUCUUUAUUGGUGGAAACGACCUUUGUGCAUACUGCGAAAAUAGCCUCCUUUACUCAGUGGAAAACUACGUAGGGUUUCUCAAGGAAAGCUUGGACUAUCUCCAAAAAGAGGUUCCCCGAGCUCUGGUGAACCUAGUGGAGCCUCUUUACAUAACUCCACUCAGAGAAAUGCACAUGGACGCAUCGCUGAAUUGUCCAACAUGGCUUCUAAACAUAUUGUGCCCUUGUGUGGUAAUGCCAGAGCCUAACUCUGAAGCUCUUCAAAUAUUGGAAACCGUAAACAGAGGAUAUCAGCGUUCUCUGCAUGAACUUAUUGAGUCUGGCCGGUAUGAUACCCAGUCAGACUUCACUGUGGUCAUUCAGCCUUUCCUCAGAGACAUCGCUUUGCCCAGACUGCCAGAUGGCCGUCCAGAUCGCUCUUACUUCAGCCCUGACUGCUUUCAUCUCAGCCAGAAAGCCCAAACAGUGAUGGCUCGUUCUCUUUGGAACAACAUGCUGGAACCUCUGGGAAGCAAAACCUCCAGCCAGGACUUUGAUUCUCCUUUUGAACUGAAAUGUUCAACAAAUGAUUCCCCCUUUAUUCGGACAUAUAAGAACAGUGAUUAUAUGUAUUCUGCACCCUCCCCCAAACCCGAUCCUAUUACUAAUUGGGGAAGUGAUUUUUCAUGUAAUAACUUGGCUCCCUCUGAAAGUCAACCGACUUCAGUACACAUGCUGAGACCAUCAGAUAUUCAGGUGGUGGCAGCACUGGGAGACUCUUUGACAGCAGGAACUGGUGCAAAAUCAAAUAGCAUUCUUGAUCUUAAUACAGAAUACAAAGGAGUAUCAUGGAGCAUUGGAGGGGAUCAAACUUUGGAGACUGUCACAACACUACCAAAUAUCUUGAAGAAGUUCAAUCCGGAUCUAAAGGGUUUCUCCAAAGGACAAGGACAGCUGCAAAAGGGCUUCAACAUGGCUGUUGCUGGAGCAAAGUCCUUAGAGCUUCCUGCACAAGUCCAAGCUCUCAUUAAGGCCAUGAAAGAAAACACGGAGGUGAAUUUCGAAAGUGACUGGAAACUUGUGACAAUUUUCAUCGGAACAACAGAUCUUUGUAAUUACUGCUACGAUCAAAAUAAUUUGUCACCAAAGAGUUUUAGCAACAAUCUCAUGCUAACCUUGGACAUGCUUUACGAAGAGGUACCGAGGGUGUUGGUGAAUCUGGUGGAUCUUAUGCAGGUGGAUGUGUUUAAAACUGUUAAAAAGGACACACUGGGCUGUUCACUACAGCAGAGGGUCAGCUGUCACUGCGUUAUCAAUCCAGCAAACAACGCUCCAGAGAUUGAGGAACUGAAACGAAUCAAUCGAAAUUACCAGACUGAGAUCGAGUAUCUAAUUUCUGGAGAUCGUUAUGAUGGAAAAGAAGACUUUGCUGUUGUGUUGCAACCCUUUUUCCACUAUUCCUUCAUCCCUCAAACUGGACUGGGCGAGGUAGACACCAGUUUCUUCUCUGCCGAUUGUUUCCACCUGAGUGAACGGGCUCAUGCAGAGAUGGCCAUCGCACUGUGGAACAACAUGCUGGAGCCGGUUGGCAGGAAGCAAGCCUACAACAACUUUACACACGACCGUGCCAAGAUUCACUGCCCCUCUGAGGCGUCUCCUUUUAUCUUCACUAAAGCUAACAGCCAAGCGGCACCCCCCAAGACUACUGUUGAUCCAGGCAGCAUCACCACCAGCACCAUCAGUGCCACCAUACUGCCAAAGUGUUCCACUCCCAUCCCUGUGUGGGUGCCAGUGGUUGUGGGAUUUGUGAGUUUACUGGCAGGCAUCAUUAUCUGCUGGCUCAUCAUGUCCGCCGUUCAACGCAAAAAAAGCAAGAAGAGUGCAAAAGCUGCUCAUAAUAAAGAAACUGGGUUUUAAAGUUAUAUUGUUUAUGGAUAUGAAAAAAUAACAACCCUCAUAAUGGUUUCCUAAUUUGGCAAUAAGAUUACGGGGCUCGCUGGGUGGCUUUCGCCAGCAGCGGUUAAGCUACUGUCUGUUCCAUCUGGUUGCUCCGCUUGUCUUAAGGUUGGUAACUAAGCAUUAAGUCAUUCUUUUUGCGCACUGAUGUAAUUAACUUGCAUAAAUGUAUACGUUUUGUAUUUUACCACUGUCACAUUUAUUUAUUAAUGAAAUAAAAAUCUUUAAUUUUGAC
This is a messenger RNA of Poecilia latipinna (sailfin molly), 5488 nucleotides long. Its product is annotated as phospholipase B1, membrane-associated-like. Gene Ontology annotation, molecular function: glycerophospholipase activity. Gene Ontology annotation, biological process: phospholipid metabolic process. The transcript has 68 exons. NCBI's taxonomy places the organism in Eukaryota, Metazoa, Chordata, Actinopteri, Cyprinodontiformes, Poeciliidae. Bases 508 to 5214 code for a protein of 1568 amino acids. The record is from RefSeq and is a predicted model, not a curated record.